AUGCUGCCCGCCUGGGUGCCGGGCGCCGCCGCCGGCGUCGUGUCGCUGCACCUCAUCCAGAGGCUGCUGUUCCCUUACUUCUGGGCCGACCUGCGGUACCUGCUGAAGGUGCUCCAGUACGGGCUGCGGGUGGAGGCCUACCGGCUGCGGGGGCAGAUCGUCACCGUGCUGGACAGGUUUGUGACACUGGCCGAGAGGCAGCCCCACAAGCCCUUCCUCAUCUGCGACGGCAAGGUGCACACCUACCGGGACGUGGACAGGAGGAGCAACAGGGUGGCCCAGGUCUUCCUGCAGCACGGCGCCCUGCGCAAGGGUGACACGGCCGCCCUGCUGAUGGGCAACGAGCCCGACUUCAUCCACGUGUGGUUCGGACUGGCCAAGCUGGGCUGCGUGGUGGCUUUCCUCAACUUCAAUGUCCGCUCCAGGUCUCUCCUGCACUGCCUCAGUAGCUGCGAGCCCAAGAUACUGGUUGUUGGAGCAGAUUUGCUUGGGACUCUAGAAGAAAUUCUUCCUUAUCUCCAAGAAGAUGUUAGUGUUUGGAUAAUGACCAAAGAUUCCACUUUGCCAAGUGUGCAUACCCUUUUAGACAAAAUAGAGGCUGCAUCUGAAGACCCUGUUCCAGCUGAUCGACGCUCGGCAAACAACCUCAAGUCAUCUGUUCUCUACAUAUUUACUUCAGGGACAACAGGUCUUCCAAAGGCUGCAGUCAUCAGUCACAUGCAGGUUCUAAAAGGAGCUGCUGGGCUGUGGGCUUUUGGUGCUACUGCAGGAGACAUCAUUUAUAUUACUCUGCCACUUUAUCACAGUGCAGCAUCUCUCCUUGGAAUUGGGGGAUGCAUUGAAUUAGGUGCAACUUGUGUACUAAGAAAGAAGUUUUCAGCUAGUCAGUUCUGGAAUGACUGCAGAAAGUACAAUGUGACUGUCAUUCAGUACAUUGGAGAACUUUGCCGUUACCUUUGCAGCCAGCCAGCGAAGGAGGGAGAAAAAAAUCACAAAGUCCGCCUAGCAGUUGGAAAUGGAGUAAGAAAUGAUGUAUGGAGAGAAUUUUUAGACCGUUUUGGUGCUGUUAAGAUCUGUGAGUUUUAUGGUGCUACAGAAGGAAACAUUUGUUUCAUGAACCACACAGGAAAAAUUGGAUCCGUGGGGCGUACCAAUUUCUUUUAUAAGCUUUUCUUCCCAUUUGAUUUAAUCAAGUAUGAUUUCCAAAAAGAUGAACCCAUUAGAAAUAAGCAUGGUUGGUGUGAGAAAGUUAAGAAAGGUGAGGCUGGUCUUCUCAUUUCCAAAGUGAAUGCAAAGAAUCCCUUCUUCGGUUAUGCUGGCAAUAAGAGAGACACAGAAAAGAAAUUACUGUGUGAUGUGUUUAAGAAGGGAGAUCUUUAUUUUAAUACUGGGGAUCUAAUGGUUCAAGACCAAGAGAAUUUCCUUUAUUUUUGGGACAGGAUUGGAGACACCUUCAGAUGGAAAGGGGAGAAUGUUGCAACCACUGAAGUUUCUGAUGUGAUUGUUAUGUUGGAUUUCAUACAAGAAGCAAAUGUGUAUGGUGUAUCUGUGCCAGCUCAUGAAGGAAAAGCAGGAAUGGUCUCUCUGAUUUUAAAAGCGAAUACAACAUUGGACUUGGAGCAAAUGUAUACACAAGUUGUGACCUAUCUACCAAGUUAUGCCUGUCCUCUUUUCUUAAGAGUUCAGGAAAAAAUGGAAAUGACCGGAACUUUCAAACAACAGAAAUUUCGUUUGGUGGAUGAAGGUUUUAAUCCAUGUACAAUCACUGAUCCACUAUAUUUUUUAGAUAGCUCUAAGGAAGCAUAUGUCUUGUUAACCAAAGAAAUACAUGAGAGGAUCUUAUCCGGACAAAUGAAACUUUAAUUAACCUAAUGCUAGGUUAUUAAGAGACAGUCUAUAUGAGCUACUUUGCAAGAAGUGAUAAAAUUAA
Messenger RNA from Rhea pennata, 1930 nucleotides. RefSeq names its product long-chain fatty acid transport protein 6-like. The record is from RefSeq and is a predicted model, not a curated record. NCBI's taxonomy places the organism in Eukaryota, Metazoa, Chordata, Aves, Rheiformes, Rheidae. Gene Ontology annotation, molecular function: long-chain fatty acid transmembrane transporter activity; long-chain fatty acid-CoA ligase activity. The transcript is spliced from 10 exons. Bases 1 to 1863 code for a protein of 620 amino acids.